GUCGAUAUUCGACCUCCUGUAGAAGGUCUCACUAGCCACCAUACAUACGACCGGCCAGCCAGUACAACUUGCACCACGGAUCCAAUCCCCCUUCUACAAUACACUAAUUUAUAAUCAUCCAUCCCCUACAUAUAUAUAAAUUAUAUAAGGGGUAGGAGGAGGAGGGAUCACCAAAGCUAGCUAGCAAGCCCGCGCUAAUUAAAGAUCAGAGAAAGAUCGAGCGUUAUCAGAUGGUGAUCGAUCUACCCAUGGAUGGAAAUAUAUAUGGAGCUUAAUUACAUAGGUUGAAUGUUAUGAGUAGUAUUGCUUCUUGGCUUAGCUAGCUGCUAGGGAGGUAGCUACCUUGCUUGAUUAGUGAAGUUGACAUAGGGGUAGAGAGUGGUUUAUGGCAAUAUUUGGAGCAAUUAGGAUGAGGCAACAGCAGCAGCAGCAGGCACAGGAGGAUGAUCAUCAGGUAGUAGUCGUAGUAGGGGAUCAUGAUCAAGAAGAAGAGAUGAUGAAGUCAUCCCCCUGCAACAAUAUUAAUACCAGCAGUAAUAAGGAUGUGAAUAAUAUUAAUAUUGAAGAAGAAGAAGAAGAAGAAGAAGAGCAGAUGAGCAUGAUGAGCCAACAGCAGGACAUGGUGAUGCCGGGGUUUCGUUUCCACCCCACCGAAGAGGAACUAGUGGAGUUCUACCUCCGCCGUAAGGUUGAGGGCAAGGGCUUCCAAGUCGAACUCAUUACCUUUUUGGAUCUCUAUCGCUAUGACCCCUGGGAGCUCCCUGCUUUGGCAGCAAUAGGGGAGAAGGAAUGGUACUUCUAUGUCCCGAGAGACCGCAAGUAUCGAAACGGGGAUCGGCCAAACCGCGUGACGACUUCAGGGUAUUGGAAGGCGACUGGAGCUGACAGAAUGAUCCGAACGGAAACCUUCAGGUCAAUUGGGUUGAAGAAGACCCUGGUUUUCUACUCCGGCAAAGCUCCGAAAGGCAUCCGCACCAGCUGGAUCAUGAAUGAAUACCGGUUGCCUCAACACGAAACCCAGCGCCACCAAAAGGCAGAAAUUUCACUAUGCCGAGUGUACAAGAGAGCAGGAGUGGAAGAUCACCAUUCAGUACUCCCUCGUUCGCUUCCAUCAUCGUCUUCCUCCUCCUCCAGGCCCGCCUCCUCCUCCUCCUCUUCCCAUCACAAAAAACAAUAUCUGCAGUCUCACCACCACCCUAUUAACGUGGACAGCUUCCAAACCAACACUGGUACUUCUACUUUGGGAUCAGCUGGUGGAUCAGUACUAAUGCAAUCCCAUCAUCAUCAUCACCAGCACCAGCAAAUGUUGGAACAGAUGACCGAAACUGAUGAAGGAGAUGGAAGCAGCGGCACUGACGUCACCACCACCGCUCUCCGUCUUUCCAAGCACAAUAUUGUUGACAACUACAACACCGCAAUAGGCGGAGCAGCAGCACCAGCAGCAGUUCUAGACCCAAUUAAUGCCGAACUGUCAUCUCCGCCAGUUCCAUUAGAAGAAGAUAGCAGUAGGUUGGUCCUCAUGCAUCAGCAGGAACUACAGCAGCAGCAGCACUACUUUAACAAGCAAUUUCCUCCAAAUUUCUAUCUACUCCCCGCCGCCACCAACUCGACCCUUUUCAGUACGCCCAGCGGAACUGGCAGCGGUGGCCUAGGGGUUGGUUCUUCUUCAAGUAAUGCAGUAGGAGGAGGGAUUGAUGAUCUUCAGUACAGGCUACUAAACUACCAGCAGCGAGCUGGUGCUUUCAUGAAUCAGCAACAGCAUAUGAGUUAUCAGACUACUGGUGGUGGUGCCGCUGGUGGUGGUAGUGGUGGCGGUGGCGGUGGCGGUGGUACGAGUCAUAAUAGCUAUAAUCAUCCAGCAUCCUUCUCCCAGUUGAUGAUCUCUGCUGCCUCAUUCCCACCGCCGGCUGCGGCUGCGUUCUCCGACAGACUUUGGGAAUGGAACACAGUGGCGCCGCCAGUCGACCCGAACAGAGAUUAUACCAGCACUACUACUGCUCCCACCUUCCCUAAUUCUUCAAGUAAUCAAUGAAAUAAUUCAGUUGUAGCUAGCUGCAUGUACAUCAUGCAUGCCUUAUAUUUACUAAUUAAUUUAAUUAGUAAGCUGCCUUAGAUUAUGUCUCUCUAGCUAGCUAGCUACUUCUGAAUAUUUCUAGCUUAGCUGUUUCAUAGAUCAAGGAGAGACUGGCGGGUGCUAUCUGUUCAACCCAAAAAAUUUUCCGGCUUUGUCUUUAAUUGAUUUGGGGUAUGUACCAGACGAGCAUAAUUUAUAAUCAAUGUGCUAAUUUCAGAUUUCUUGUAA
Messenger RNA from Malania oleifera, 2302 nucleotides. Its product is annotated as protein CUP-SHAPED COTYLEDON 2. Gene Ontology annotation, molecular function: DNA binding. The transcript is spliced from 3 exons. The record is from RefSeq and is a predicted model, not a curated record. Bases 386 to 2032 code for a protein of 548 amino acids. Lineage: Eukaryota; Viridiplantae; Streptophyta; Magnoliopsida; Santalales; Ximeniaceae. Gene Ontology annotation, biological process: regulation of DNA-templated transcription.